CACAAGGAAGGGUGGAUUUUUUUCAUGAUAUGCAUUAUCAUGAUAAAAAAGGUUGGAUCAAUAAGACAGCUCGACAAAGAUAUGAGGACAUGCAUCAAAGACGUUCACAACUACGUGAGGAAGGAUUCGAAUCGGUGGAUGAGAAUGUGAUUGCUGAUGAAGUAUUGGGAACUAGAGUAGGAUAUAUACCCGGCAUGGGAUAUGAUUCGAAACUAGCCUCAUAUUCUCAUAAAAGACAACCGUCACCAGGUACAACUGCUUUGCAUGAGCGAUUGUCAAGUUUGAAAGACGAAUAUGACUCAAACAGGCAACAAAGUGAAGAACGGAUGACAAUUUUAAAAGAAGAAUAUGACUCAUACAGGCAACAAAAUGAAAAACGAUGACAAUUUU
Molecule: messenger RNA, 390 nt
Organism: Ziziphus jujuba (common jujube)
Lineage: Eukaryota; Viridiplantae; Streptophyta; Magnoliopsida; Rosales; Rhamnaceae
Exons: 2
Coding region: 30-383 (117 amino acids)
Source: RefSeq, a predicted model, not a curated record